UCCAAUUUUUUUUUUUCGAAAUGGAUUUAAAUAAUUUUGAUUUAGAACAAUUAAUAGUAAAUGGAGAUAAAACAUUUGGACCUCACGAUUGGUCUCAUGAAAUUAAAAAACAAAUAAUUGAUUUUGUCGACCAGAUUGAUGGGAUUUAUGUCGUUGGAUGCACUACUAUUGUGAAAAUUUUUUUGAGAGAUGGUCGCAUUCAUGAGGAAAUGGCUUUUAAAGAAUCACGAAGUGAUUCUUAUGGAAUUGCAUAUGAUCAAGCACGAAAUGGAUCAUUCAUCAGGGCUCUUUAUGACACCUUCUUGUUUUUUAAGGAAUUCCGCGACAAUUUAUCCUCUUUAACCGAACAAAAAUUAAAAAGAUUGGCCAAUCAAGAACGAUUGAAAUUUGAAUGGAGAAAAAAAAAUAAUUCAUAA
This is a messenger RNA of Cotesia glomerata, 416 nucleotides long. Its product is annotated as DNA repair and recombination protein RAD52-like. The transcript has 3 exons. Lineage: Eukaryota; Metazoa; Arthropoda; Insecta; Hymenoptera; Braconidae. The record is from RefSeq and is a predicted model, not a curated record. The coding region runs from base 21 to 416 and encodes 131 amino acids.